CGAAGAGGCAGUGUUGUGUCACGCGCUCGCAGCCACGUUCAGACCGAAAGCGCUUCUGAGGUGAUUUUUUUUUUAUUGUCUUAUUUUUGUUCAUUGUUUUUGAGAAAGAUUUGGAGCGGAGGUGAAGUAGAGAUCAGAGUUGGGAUCUGUGACGGCUCUUCAUGGCAGUCAGAAGGGGACACGUUAGAUACUUAAAAGAGGUGUACGACAUGUCGAACGGUUACGAGGAUCACAUGCUGGAGGACAUGAAGGACAGCAAGACGAAUUUGAUCGUCAACUAUCUGCCACAGAACAUGUCUCAGGACGAGCUGCGCAGUCUCUUCAGCAGCAUCGGCGAGGUGGAGAGUGCAAAGCUCAUCCGAGAUAAAGUCGCCGGCCACAGUUUAGGGUACGGCUUUGUUAACUAUGUAAACCCUAAUGAUGCAGAAAGAGCAAUCAGUACUCUGAAUGGCCUGAGGCUACAGUCUAAAACCAUCAAGGUGUCGUUUGCUCGCCCGAGCUCGGACUCCAUCAAGGAUGCCAACCUGUACAUCAGCGGCCUUCCUAAGAACAUGACGCAGAAGGACGUAGAGGACAUGUUUUUACGCUACGGACACAUCAUUAACUCGCGCGUGCUUGUCGAUCAGACUACAGGUCUUUCCCGCGGUGUUGCGUUCAUACGCUUUGACAAGCGCUCAGAGGCAGAGGACGCUGUUAAAGAGCUGAACGGACAGAAACCUCCCGGUGCUGCUGAGGUCAUCACCGUCAAGUUUGCUGCCAAUCCCAAUCAGAUUAAAAACACACAGGUCAUCCCUCAGGUCUAUCACACACAGUCUCGUCGCUUCGGAGGACCUGUACAUCACCAGGCCCAGAGAUUCAGGUUCUCCCCGAUGGGCGUGGACCACAUGGGCGGUCUGUCUGGGGCGAACAUGGGCUCGAGCACUCAGGCCGGGUGGUGCAUCUUUAUCUAUAACCUGGGUCCAGACGCAGACGAGGGAAUCCUGUGGCAGAUGUUCGGGCCGUUCGGCGCCGUCACCAAUGUAAAAGUGAUUCGCGACUUCAACACCAACAAGUGCAAAGGCUUCGGCUUCGUCACCAUGACCAACUAUGAGGAGGCGGCCGUGGCCAUCGCCAGCCUAAAUGGCUACAGACUGGGGGACAAGAUCCUUCAGGUGUCCUUCAAAACUAGCAAGAACCACAAGUAGACAGACGCUGCUCAGGGGGGCGAAGGCCGCUGUUUUAGAGUUUCAUCUGCUUCUCACACACACACAACACACACACCCCCACACACAGCGCUCAUCAUCGUUAUCAAACACACACGCCCCUCAUGUCAUGUCGCUACAUCCCUGCACUCACAGUGGCAACAGUAAAGUCCAUCACUUUAACUGUGUAACGUGUCAUUUAGCUGGUUAUUGCCGUGUGUUAGUCCGUUCUGCACCGCUGCAGUCUCUCCUAAACCUGUGACUGAAUUAUCAGAAGUUACACACAAUUCUUUCUACCCUUUUUUUUUUGUUUUUCUUUUGUAGUAUAUUCACUUGGCGUAGCCAUGGUAGGAUUUUUCUCCCUGUAAGCGGGGUUGAUUAUUUGUUUAAAAUCCCAGUAGUGACAUUUGUUUUUUGUUUCCAGUUUUGAGGUACAUAAUUACCAGUGUAUUUCUUUUUUUUUUUCCUCUUUACAACUUAAUCUGUUUUUCCAUGUAUUAACCAGUUUGUGUAGUUUUCAGAUCUUGAUGUGUGUAGUAUCGUUAGACACCAACACACACACAUAGGUCAUGGCGCUUUUGCUGCAUGGCUGUUAUCAUAAGAUCGGAUUUGAAAGUCUAAUAGCUGUAAUAGACCUGAAACGAUUUGUUCCUGCUAAUAACGAUAUUCGUGUUCAUGCUGCAGCCUGUGAGAUUUAUGGCGCCCUCUGCUGACUAUGUGGAACUGCAUUAAAAAUAUGGAGGAAUUGGUGGAAUUUUUUUUUUUUUUCAUAUGGGCGGGGCUAAUGUACAGAAAAGGAAACUAACUUGUAGUCUGAACACCUUGCACAGUUUAUCAGCUAGUUUUUUUUCCUUUCACUUUAAGUCCAUGGCUAGGUUAGGAUUAGUUUAUGAUUACUAUGCCAUGUUUUAGACUCUUGCUCCCAGGACACGGUUUCAAAGUUUGAUGCCCUUUUUUUUUUUUUUCCCCCGAGGCACUUUUUCCCGACCGAGCCCUUUGGCAUGUCGAGCGAAGCAGAAAGUGUCACUUUAUUUAAUCAAUCCUGUGAGUUAAAAAAAAAAAAAAAGUGACAGAGAGAGAAAGUAAGAAGGACCAAAGAUGUGGAAAAUUCUCCAGGAAAAAUGUGGACUAACUUAAGUUUCCCCUGUUUUCAUUUCAGCUUCAACUUUUUGUUAUUUGCUUAUUUUUUUUCAUUUUUUUCUUUUCUUUAAUUGCUUUAUUUACUCAUGUGAAUUUUGUUGUAUUAUUUUUCUUUUCUCAUUACUAAUGAUUAAAAAAAUAACUUUUGAUCUUUUUGUUCAUUUGUGUUUUGAGUUUGAGAAUUCUGAUCAUUAAAUUUUAUUUUGAUUUGCCGAA
This is a messenger RNA of Clarias gariepinus (North African catfish), 2537 nucleotides long. RefSeq names its product ELAV like RNA binding protein 1a (gene elavl1a). Gene Ontology annotation, molecular function: RNA binding. The record is from RefSeq and is a predicted model, not a curated record. NCBI's taxonomy places the organism in Eukaryota, Metazoa, Chordata, Actinopteri, Siluriformes, Clariidae. The transcript is spliced from 7 exons. Gene Ontology annotation, cellular component: ribonucleoprotein complex. The coding region runs from base 162 to 1184 and encodes 340 amino acids.